GUAGUCACGUAGUAUGGAGAAGGGACGUGUUUUUAGCAGACGAUAUCGGCCCAGUGUACUGUACUUAACCUGUAAACUUUUACCACUCGCCCUGCCCCGUGGUCAUUAAACUUUACAAACACGUAUAAUCUGGACAACACUUAGUGCAUGUUGAAAAGCACGUGGCUACAUGUGUGAACUAUGGGAUGUUAGUGUGUUGCAGACUCAUGGAUACAUACGGCGGCUGUCAUCGUUCGAUACACAUUAUUCUCCUCGUGUCUUGGGCUGGAUAUGCUGCAGGGGGUCUUUGCUGGGCCAACAUAUCGCCGUCCAGUACGUGUAGUACCCUAUAUAGAGCUAACAUCACCCAGGAGGAUUGCUGUCGUCACACAUUCUCCCCCUCCAUAGGCUGGUCACCCUCCGAUUUUCUCACCAACGGCCAGGUGUUUUACUGGAAGGCUCUCAUGAAAGGCGUGUCCAACUGCCAUCGCUGUCAUAAUAGUUGUGCCAACAUCCGAUGUGUUCCGGGUCGUGUUUGCCGGAUGCGGAAGAGAGUACCUAAGUGCGUGUGUCGGCCCCAGUGUACGGACGAAAUGCGGAAGCGUGGCUCCAUAUGUGGCACCGACAGCGUCACAUAUAAGAACUACUGUCACAUGCUCAAGCGAAACUGUAGAAAGAACCAACAGACACACGUUGCCUACUUUGGCAAGUGUAAACGUGCGUGUAAGAGGGUGAAAUGUCUGACCGGAACUCAAUGCUUGGAGGACCAGAAUGGACUUCCUCAUUGUGUGCGAUGCCGGUCAAUUUGCCCGGUGAUAACCAAUCCUAACUUUGUGUGUGGUGAUGACCAAGUGUCCUAUCCCAGCGUCUGUCACGUGCGGGCCUCAAUUUGCAUUCGACAGACACCAAUACGUAUCGCGUACGGAGGCAGAUGUCGAGAAAACGCGACAUGUUCAGACACGAUGUGUCCUGACAACUAUCAGUGUUUGGUGAAUAGAAAAACACUUCAGCCCAUGUGUGUCAACUGUCGUAUGAAGUGUUCACCAAUGUCCACUGUCCCUGUGUGUGGUACGGACGGGGUCAGCUACGACAAUUAUUGCAAGCUGUUUAAUACGUCAUGCGAGUCCGGAGUCUUCAUCACCACCAAACACAGUGGUCACUGCCAUAGUCGAAAAAGAAAUUUUAACAGAACAUGCAAGAAAUGCAAAAGAAAAAAGAGGAGAAAACAAAGACGACGACAACAGCGACGAUAUAAGACGAGCGUAGGAUAUUACAAAGUAAAUGUCUACAAACCACCAAAGUCCGGACAAUCAGAACGGAUCCUGAAACUGCGAAUUAUCUCCGAUUCGGAGAGUUUGUCACGUGAUAUCAGUUGACCCGAUGUCUGAGUGAAAGGUAAAAGGUUAUUAAGUGCAUUCCGAACGAGAAACUGGGAUAUCCAGAGAUGUUUAUCUGUGAUGUAACAGAGACAGACCCGUACCUGUCUGUAAAAUUUCACUGACGCUACUGGGCGUGGAUUAUUUACCCAAUGAGGGUGGACAAUUCCAGACAUUUUGGUAUGAGGAAGUGACGUCAUGGAGAAUACCUGGCCAGAAACGAGACCGAGGCUUUGAAAAAGCCAUGGCUGCGAAUAUGUCAUCAGCAGCUUAUAUAUAAAUCUAUUGAUAAUUUAUUGUUCUUUGUUUUAUUGGCACCAAAACCUCAUUGUUGUUUCAUAUCAUAAUAAUAUAUUGUGUAUUUGUCAUCGUAAUUAUUCAAUAUGUAGAUAACUAUCGCCAUUAUCAUCGUUAUAGUCCUCUUAGACGUUAUAAUCUCAUCAUUUUAUCAUAGUCACCAGAGUCAUGUGACUGGGUCGGCAAGUGUUGUGUCAUGUGAUUGGUCUAAUGUGUUUGAUCAUGUGACUAGCUAAAUGCCCGUUAUGUCAUACGAUUGGUCUAACUUGUGUUGCGUCACGUGACCGACCGAAUUCCCGUUGUGUCAUACGACUGGUCUAUUUUGUGUUGUGCAAUGUGAUUGGUCCAAUUCGUGUUGCGUCACGUGACUGGCUGAAUUCCUGUGGUGUCAUACGACUGGCCUUACUUGUGUUGUGCCAUGUCGCCAUGUGACUGGUCUUACAGAUAUUACGUCAUGUGGCCGAAUACCCCUCUUGUUGUUAGGUAUUUGCAAAUAUAUGCGAAGGUAAAUAACGCUGUCUUGGUUCUUUCUGGUGGCGAUUUAUGACACCAGCUACAUGUAUGUUCGAGCUGGACGUGCGUGCAAAGUGUGAGUGAGUGACUGGUAUUUACGGAGAACUAGAGCAGACUGCGUCUGGACUAAUUACAGGAUACAAUAUUAGUUGGUAGGUUACUAAACUAGGCCACAGACACCACUUAAUGUAUCUGUUGGAUUGAGCUGGCCGUCUGUCAUUGGAUAUGGUGAUAAAAAGAAGACAUUAGACAUGUUUGUUACGUGUUUGCCUUUAUGUAUCCAACUAGAUAGCAUGCUUUUCUCGGCUUCGACACGUUUUCAGGAUCAGAUAGUAUAAAGAAAGCCAGUUUGUCACUUAGGAACGUGAUAAAAAAGUCUACUACACGCGCGCCAGAGAUCUAUUGCCGAAAAGUCAGGAGGACUAACUGGGAAAGAUAAGCCGCCUCAUCUCUUGUGAUUCAGACGAUUUGUUAGCUCCAUAUGCCGUUCUGAUAUGCAUGCCAAACUACGUCGAUAAUUCUACUAUGAAGGUUUCUAUUCUAUAAAUAUCACAACAAAAUGGCAAAAUAUCCGUACAAGUUACUUCAGGUCGGAAGUAGAAUCCGGAAUUUAUCAUCCGGUUUCCAAAUGGUUUGAUUCCAAAAUUACUUCGUCCUCUGCGUAUGUACCAACAGUUCUGAAUUGAUUUGAUGACGACAUUUUGGGGAAGUGUCUUUCGGAUGGAAAGGAGUUUCUCUCAUUUCAUCAUGUUGUAGAGAAAUCUCUAACAUAGGGGCGAUAUUCUUGGUUGGCUAACCGGAUGCUCUAGGGAGGGGAUGAUUUGUUUUCUCCUUGAAUUUAAUUGAAGAGAAAAUGAAUCAUUCUGUCCCUUAGGAGUGAGAUCUCAACCCUCAACCCCUCUAAAGCUGCUAAAUUCCCGGCUAGUAUUGUGUUCGGUAACGAUCCAAAGGGGGUAUAUUCUCUGACGAGUGCUUCGGAUGUCUGGCCCCAAAUAGAAUAGGGCAUACCAUUGAUCUAUUAAAAACAUGACCCACAGAUUAAAAAAACCGUGGUAGACAGAAAUUUACUCAAGGUCAAAGUCAAUGUCACAAAGGUCAAAUUCCGUUCAAACUGGAAACGUUAUUGCCAAAGGUAAACGUCACCAUAUCAAAGUUCAUAGUCUAUAAAAGGUCACCAGGUCAGUGUCUAUGGUCUAUAAGGUAAAGGUCACAAGGUCAAAGUCCAUGGUCUAUAAGGUAAAGGUCACCAGGUCAAAGUCUAUAGUCUAUAAGGUAAAGGUCACCAGGUCAAAGUCUAUAGUCUUUAAGGUAAAGGUCACCAACUCAAAGUCUAUAGUCUAUAAGGUAAAGGUCACCAACUCAAAGUCUAUAGUCUAUAAGGUAAAGGUCACCGGGUCAAAGUCUAUAGUCCAUAAGGUAAAGGUCAUCAGAUCAAAGUCUAUAAUCUAUAAGGUAAAGGUCACAAUUUCAAAGUUCAUGGUAUAUUAGGCAAAGGUCACCAGGUCAAAGUCUGGUCUAUAAGGUAAAGGUCACCAGGUCAAAGUCCAUGGUCUAUAAGGUUAAAUUCAUAUAAAAGCGAUCAAUCUUGAGUAGUAAGUACUCGUAUUUGAUAGGAUUACGAAGCAUACUUGUGCAAGAAACAAUUUGAAUGGAGGCCAAAUACUCACAGGCAUUUAAUUUCGUUUCUUUUAAUUUCUAAUUGUUUAUAUACCUAUCCAAUGUCUUCAGUCUAAGGUCAGCACCACAACAGCUAUUGCUUAGUAAUACCAAAUACCAGUACUCCUUUUAUAGUAUGGACGAAGAAAUCAAAGCCUUUAGCCUCCUGUCUGUGUUAUCAGUCCAGUAUCGCGUAUAUGUCCUGUAAGGUGAGCAGAAUGGGUUAUAUUUUUCAUGUCGUGUUUGUAUGUAAAAAGUUGAAAGUAUGUAAAUGACGAUUGGCAUUGCGGCGUUGUCCCGUGUAUUGUGUUUCUUAUCUACUAUAUCGCUUACUAAGUAUGAAGUCAGUAGAGCGUGAACUCUCGUUGAAGCGGGACAUUUCCUUUAAAACCAGUAGAGUGUGACGAUUCGGUGAAGCGUGUCGUGUAUCUGAUGUGUAACACAAGUAGAGUGUGACUUGCAAGUAGAGUGUGACGUUUCGGUGAAGCGUGUCUUGUACCUGAUGUGUAACACCAGUGGAGUGUGACGUUUCGGUGAGGCGUGUCGUGUACCUGACGUGUAACACCGGUAGAGUGUGACGUUUCGGUGAAGCGUGCCGUGUACCUGACGUGUAACACCGGUAGAGUGUGACGUUUCGGUGAGGCGUGUCGUGUACCUGACGUGUAACACCGGUAGAGUGUGACGUUUCGGUGAAGCGUGUCGUGUAUCUGAUGUGUAACACCAGUGGAGUGUGACGUUUCGAUGAAGCGAGUUGUGUACCUGAUGUGUAACACCAGUGGAGUGUGACGCUUCGGUGAGGCGUGUCGUGUACCUGGCGUGUAACACCGGUAGAGUGUGACGUUUCGGUGAAGCGUGUCGUGUAUCUGAUGUGUAACACCAGUGGAGUGUGACGUUCAGGUCGUGUACCCAGUGUGACGUAACUAAAUUCAUCCCUAUCGUUGUAUAUCCCAAUUUCACCUUUCUUAGGUGACAUGACUCUUACAAUUAUUUCACCUAUCAUAAUCAUCAUUUUAAGAAGUUUAUUUAUGUUUCAUUAAAUGCAACAUUAUAAAAUA
Messenger RNA from Pecten maximus, 4876 nucleotides. RefSeq names its product follistatin-like. Gene Ontology annotation, molecular function: calcium ion binding; extracellular matrix binding; protein binding. Gene Ontology annotation, biological process: anatomical structure development. The record is from RefSeq and is a predicted model, not a curated record. The transcript has 7 exons. The coding region runs from base 186 to 1355 and encodes 389 amino acids. NCBI's taxonomy places the organism in Eukaryota, Metazoa, Mollusca, Bivalvia, Pectinida, Pectinidae.